UGUGAUGUUUGCUCUGCAGAAUGACGACAAAGAAAGCGCUGACCUCGGCUACAUGACUUCAGAGAAGGCCUACAGGAUCGUCUUAGCCGGAGACGUGGCUGUGGGAAAAUCUAGCUUCCUGCUUCGCCUCUGCAAGAACGAGUUUAAACUGAACUCCAGCACCACUCUGGGCGUGGACUUUCAGAUGAAGACACUCAUUGUGGAUGGAGAGCCAGUUUUAUUACAAUUAUGGGACACUGCAGGGCAGGAGAGGUUUCGCAGUAUCGCCAAGUCCUACUUCAGGCGUGCAGAUGGUGUGUUACUGUUGUACGACGUCAACUGUGAGAAAACCUUCCUGAAUGUUAGAGACUGGGUGGACAUGAUUGAGGAUGUGUCCCAUGAUGAUAUUCCCAUCAUGCUUGUGGGUAACAAGUGCGAUCUUCGGCAAGAUGGAGAUAAAUCUGUUCCUACCAGCUACGGGCAAAAGCUUGCAAUGACAUACAACACUCUGUUCUGUGAAACCAGCGCCAAAGACGGCUCCAACAUCCUGGAGGCCGUGCUGCACCUGGCCAGGUUGGUAAUAAAGCAGGACACCUUUGAGGAGAAACGCUAUCAGUCGCUGACCAGUUUAAAUGCUCCCAAGAAUAAACCAAAGCUCUCCUGCUGCACCUGAUCCAAUGCUCCAGAGCUGCACCUCCUCAUCUGCCUUAACGUGGAGGAUACAAGGAGCAGAAAUUUAACAAAACAGCAACACAUAAAUAAUUGUUGGGGGGAAAAAAAAUCAACAACCAGAACUGUUUUAUUUAUAAACAAAGUGGCAAAAAGAAGAGAGAUAAGAUCCAGCCGCUUCAGGAAGUUUGAGUUAUUGCCGACUUUUUCUCUCUGACUGAUAAUUUCAUUGUUUUUUGUGCUGUUAUCGAUACUUUACAGGACGUAUUUAUGAAUUGUUUGCCAUUCAAACAUUUUUCUUAGAGAAAAAAUGAAUCAUAAUACUAAAACUGGGAAAGUAAAGUUAAAGGGAGUGAAUAUAAUGAAGUGAUGUGAAAAUAACAUAAGAGGUGCAAUCGGUCGGUUUAUGUGUCGCAUUUGUACUGGUGGAAAAAGAUACGAAGAGUAUUGAUGAUGAGAAUUGAGGUAUAUUUAAGCAGUAAAUGUCCAUGAUGGUUUCAGGUGCAAUGUCCCAACCCACUUUCUAAACAAUACCAAGCAGUGUUACAUUUUUGUUGUUAUAAAGUUUCUACUUGUUUAUUUCAGCUCACAAAUGCUAUUAAGUUCAAGAUGUUCUCUAAAUAAUAAAUAAAUAAGAGAGUAGAACAGUGUAUAGACUGUUAUUUUUAAGAACAAUUUUAAUGCAAUAAAGGAAUUAUUGCAU
This is a messenger RNA of Poecilia latipinna (sailfin molly), 1351 nucleotides long. RefSeq names its product ras and EF-hand domain-containing protein-like. The record is from RefSeq and is a predicted model, not a curated record. Bases 5 to 652 code for a protein of 215 amino acids. Gene Ontology annotation, molecular function: GTP binding; GTPase activity. NCBI's taxonomy places the organism in Eukaryota, Metazoa, Chordata, Actinopteri, Cyprinodontiformes, Poeciliidae. The transcript is spliced from 6 exons.